Penicillium griseofulvum is the source of this 5283-nucleotide messenger RNA. It is a transcript of the gene tpcC, whose product is annotated as non-reducing polyketide synthase tpcC. The transcript is spliced from 4 exons. Gene Ontology annotation, biological process: fatty acid biosynthetic process. The coding region runs from base 1 to 5283 and encodes 1760 amino acids. NCBI's taxonomy places the organism in Eukaryota, Fungi, Ascomycota, Eurotiomycetes, Eurotiales, Aspergillaceae. Gene Ontology annotation, molecular function: 3-oxoacyl-[acyl-carrier-protein] synthase activity; phosphopantetheine binding; fatty acid synthase activity. The record is from RefSeq and is a predicted model, not a curated record.
AUGAAGAUUUUGUACUUUAGCAACGAGUUCCCUGCGGAUGACUUGCAGAAACUGCUCCGACGACUCCACAACCUCAGCAAAAAUGCACAACAUGCUAUUGUUGCUCGUUUUAUCCACGAGGCCACCUUAGCCGUCAGAGACGAGGUGCGCCAGCUGCCCACCCAAUUACGGGCUUUGGUUCCGGCGUUUGAAACGGUCCUUGAAUUGGCCAACUAUACCGAUUUGCGUAAAGGGCCUCUAGCUGGAUCCAUUGACGGUGUGCUCCUUUGUGUAGUCCAGUUGUCCUCGCUCAUCGGUUACUACGAGAAUACACCCCACGAGUUUGACCAUACCACCAUCAGGACAUAUUUAGCUGGGCUGGGCAUCGGCCUCAUGGUGACGGGGGCUAUAGCAUGUGCCCCAACUGUGACCGACAUUCCUUCCAGCGGUGCUCAGGCAGUUCGACUGGCGUUUCGUCUCGGGGUCCUCGUGGGCGAGGUCUCACACACAUUGCAGCCCCGAGGCACCGGCUCCCCAGACAGCUGGGCAUAUGUUCUUCCAGACGUGGCAGUCUCUGAGGUCCAAGAAGAAUUGGAUACAAUCCACGCCCAGCAGUCAACUCCCGAAGCAAGCAAAAUCUUCAUUAGCGCCCUCAAUGCCACCUCGGUCACUAUUAGCGGCCCACCAGCGAGACUGAAAGCUCUCUUUCGUACCGCUGACUUUUUCCGGGAUCGCAAGUUUGUUGCCCUUCCUGUCUAUAGUGGCCUGUGUCAUGCAAAACACAUUUACAAGACUGAGGACGUGGCCCGAGUCGUGCAAACGGACACAAUGUCUUCCAUGGCUCGUCCCUUCCUUCCUGUAUUCUCGACUAGCGCAACAAAGCCCUACGUCGCAGCGACGGCGGAAGAACUAUUCAAAGAGAUCGUCUCGGAAAUUCUUACACAGCCAAUUCUCUGGGACAAGGUAAUCCAGGGACUAGUACACGAGGCCGAUAACCUCGCCGCAUUGGACUGUCGGGUCUUUGUGUUCCGUAUGUCCCUCGCCGCCCGCGACCUGGUCAAUGGCCUGAUAGCAGCCAAACUGGAGACAUCGACGGAGGACGUCAUUGCAUGGACAACUCAGCCCUCGAUGAUUCCGUAUACACCUCGAGGCCCCGCCCAGUCGAAGAUUGCCAUCGUCGGCAUGUCUUGUCGCAUGCCAGGAGGUGCCACAGACACAGAAAAGUUCUGGGACUUACUAGCCUCUGGCAUGGACGUCCACAGGAAGAUUCCCGCGGAUCGAUUCGACGUUGAAACGCACUAUGACCCGGCAGGCAAGCGCGUCAAUGCUAGCCAUACACCUUACGGCUGCUUCAUUGACGAACCGGGCCUGUUCGAUGCGGCCUUUUUCAACAUGUCACCUCGCGAGGCCCAGCAGACUGAUCCCAUGCAGCGUCUGGCCCUAGUAACUGCCUAUGAGGCGCUGGAACAGGCAGGUUACGUCGCCAACCGCACGGCGGCUACCAACUUGCAUCGCAUUGGCACUUUUUACGGUCAGGCCAGUGACGACUACCGCGAAGUAAAUACAGCGCAAGAAAUCAGCACAUAUUUCAUCCCUGGGGGGUGUCGGGCUUUCGGACCGGGUCGUAUCAAUUAUUUCUUCAAAUUCUCUGGGCCAAGCUUCAGCAUCGACACCGCGUGUUCGUCGAGUCUAGCGACCAUUCAGACCGCCUGUACGUCGCUGUGGAAUGGUGAAACCGACACAGUCGUCGCCGGAGGGAUGAACGUGUUAACAAACUCGGACGCUUUUGCUGGCCUCAGCCACGGCCACUUCCUGACAAAAACGCCCAAUGCCUGCAAGACAUGGGAUGCCGAAGCCGAUGGUUACUGCCGCGCUGAUGGUAUUGGGUCCAUCGUUAUGAAGCGGUUAGAAGAUGCCGAGGCUGACAAUGACAACAUUCUCGGCGUCAUUCUCGCGGCAGCCACCAACCAUUCGGCCGAGGCUGUCUCCAUCACACAUCCCCAUGCUGGCGCCCAAGCCUACCUGUACCGCCAGGUGAUGAGCCGUGCCGGUGUCGAUCCGCUAGACGUAAGCUAUGUUGAAAUGCAUGGCACCGGCACGCAAGCUGGCGAUCUUGUUGAGAUCGCAUCUAUUAGUGAGGUGUUCGCCCCGGCUAUACGGCGACGCACUACUAAGCAGCCGCUGCAUAUCGGGGCGGUCAAAUCCAACGUCGGACACGGAGAGGCGGUGGCGGGCGUGACAGCUCUAAUCAAAGUGCUGAUGAUGAUGCAAAAGAAUACCAUUCCCAAACAUAUCGGGAUCAAGAACUCUCUUAACCCGGGAUUCCCCAAGGACCUCGACACCCGCCAGCUGCGCAUCCCCUUCGAGGCGCAGCCAUGGCCUCGUCUCCCUCAAAGACGACGUAUCGCUGUUGUAAACAACUUCAGCGCCGCAGGCGGCAACACCACUGUCGCCAUUGAGGAUGCUCCCAUCCGUACUAGAUCAGGGUGUGACCCCCGUUCGGUACAUCCUAUCGCUAUCUCGGCGAAGAGCAAGGCUUCCCUUCGAGGAAACAUCGAGAAUCUCCUCGCGUACCUAGACACACACCUAGAUGUGUCCUUGGCUGACCUCUCGUACACAACCACUGCCCGUCGACAGCACCACAACCACCGUUUAGCCGUUGUAAGCUCAGACCUGGCUCAACUCAGGAAGCAGCUGACUUCCUCUCUGGCGUCGGUUGACACCCACAAAGCCAUGUCCACGACUGGGUCUCCGUCCAUUGCUUUUGCCUUCACAGGCCAAGGCGCCUCUUACAAGUCGAUGCAUGUCGAGCUGUACCACGACUGCCCGCCCUAUCGGGCCCAGAUCCAGCACUUGGACACUCUAUCCCAGCGCCAGGGAUUCCCAUCAUUCAUUCCAGCCAUCGACGGGAGUCACGACAAGGACCACGCACACUCACCCGUCGUCACACAGCUAGCCCUCGUUGCCACCGAGAUGGCGCUCUCCGCUUACUGGGCAACGCUCGGAAUCACCCCAAGCCUAGUUAUCGGACACAGUUUAGGCGAGUACGCUGCGUUGCACGUUGCCGGUGUGCUUUCAGCUAGUGACGCCAUAUUUUUGGUGGGUUCGCGCGCACGCCUCCUGGAGAAGAAAUGUGCUAUGGGUAGCCAUCGCAUGGUUGCAGUGCGAGCGUCCCUGGAGACCAUUGCCGAAUAUGCCAACACAUCCUACGAAGUCGCCUGUAUCAACGGAUCCACCGAUACAGUUCUCAGCGGAACUCAGGCGGAGAUGGACGCUGUCUCGGCGCAACUCCAGUCCAAGGGUCUCCGAUGUCUGAAUCUAGACGUCGCUUUCGCGUUCCAUUCAUCCCAGACGGAUCCAAUCCUCGACGACUUUGAGGCCCUGGCGGCGAGCGGCGUGCUCUUCCAGACACCAACUUUGCCAGUCGUGUCGCCCCUGCUAGGCCGUGUCAUCUGUGACGAGAAGACCUUUAAUGCGUCGUACGUCCGGCGGGCCACGCGUGAGCCUGUCAACUUCCGUUCAGCGCUGAAUUGUGCCCAUGAUAUGGGUCUCAUCGACGAUACAACCGUCUGGGUUGAGAUUGGACCUCAUCCGGUGUGUCUUGGGUUUGUCAAGGCAACCCUCGAUAGUCCUUGUGCGGCGGCGCCGUCGCUGCGUCGCGGUGAGAACGCUUGGUGUACCAUGGCGCAGAGUCUGUCAACGCUGCACAAUGCCGGUGUCCCAGUCGGAUGGAGUGAAUUCCAUCGUCCGUUUGAGCGCGCUCUGUGUUUGCUGGAUUUGCCUGCGUAUAGUUGGAAUCAGAAGAAUUACUGGAUCCAGUAUAAUGGGAAUUGGGCUCUCACCAAGGGGAAUACGUUUUACGAAGAAGAGAAAAAGGAACCUUCUCCUGUUCCCAGCAGCUCCCUCACGUCGGCAGUACAACAAAUCGUCGAGGAAACUAUCCAGGGAAUAACUGGACAGAUCAUCAUGGAGUCGGACCUGAUGCAGACAGAGUUCCUGGAGGCGGCUAAUGGCCAUCGUAUGAAUGACUGUGGGGUUGUUACAUCGUCUAUUCACGCUGAUAUUGCGUACACCCUCGGCCGUUACCUUCUGCAAAAGAUGCGGCCCGAUCUAAAAAACAACCACAUGAACAUUUCAAACCUCGAAGUGCUCCAAGGGCUUGUCGCGCAGAAGGACCGCAGUAAACCGCAGCGCAUCCGCGUGUCCGCAGGCACACCCGAUAUCAACUCGGGCGUUGUCAAUCUCCACUGGUACAACCUCAGCCGCGGGGACACCAGCGAGGCAUUUGCUAGCGCGACACUUCUAUACGAGGACCCAGGCGUGUGGAAGAUGUCAUGGGCGCCCCUAGCGCACCUGAUUCAGAGUCGGAUCGUGGAACUAGGCCGUCUAGCAGAUACUGGCCAGGCGACGCGGUUCUCGCAUAACAUGGCAUACCAGCUAUUCGCUCACAAUCUAGUGGAUUAUGCGCCGCAAUACCGGGGGAUGAAGUCGGUGGUGCUGCACGAGCUAGAAGCCUAUGCCGAUGUAGUGUUAGCACAGAAUGAUCAUGGGACAUGGACUGUGCCGCCGUUCUUCAUUGAUAGCGUCGCUCAUCUGGCGGGAUUCAUUAUGAACGUAUCAGAUGCGAUCGACACCAAGAACAACUUCUGUGUCACUCCUGGCUGGAAGAGUAUGAGAUUUGCGAGUCCGCUUGUGGCGGGUGGUUCUUACCGCUCGUAUACCAAGAUGAUUCCGACACCGGAGGAUCCGUCGGUAUAUCUAGGCGAUGUUUAUAUACUUCAGGGGGGCUUCAUUCUCGGCAUGGUUGGGGGUAUCAAGUUCCGACGGUACCCACGUAUCCUGCUCAAUCGUUUCUUUUCGGCUCCAGAUGCCGGUGCUACACCGACAUCUGCACCAAACGUGGCCAAGUCUGUCAAGCCUGCGGUGUCUGGUGGUGGUUUGGUUGCUGGAGGCACGGCACUACCGCCAGUACCUACAGCUCCAGUUGUGCCCACGGUGACUACAGUUCCAGUGGCAGCUACAGUAACCGCAGUGCCGGUGCCAGCGCCCACCAACAUGCCCCAGACAGACUCCGACAGCACCACGGCCAAGGCGAUCGCCCUUAUCGCCAAAGAGGGGGCCCUCGAGCUUUCAGAUCUGGCGGACGACGCACACUUUGCCAGUUUGGGUGUCGACAGUCUGAUGAGUUUGGUGAUCUCAGAGAAAUUCCGCGACGAGCUAGGUAUCACUGUCAGCGGGAGUCUGUUUUUGGAGUAUCCCACAGUAGGGGAUUUGCGAGCGUGGUUGGAGGAGUAUUAUAAUUGA